AUGUCAGGAAAAGUUUAUUUCAUCUCAGGUGCCAAUCGUGGUAUUGGUUAUGAAUUCGCUAAACAAUUAUCAUCAAUCCCUUCAAAUACCGUUAUUGCAACAGCUCGUGAUCCUGCUUCAGCUACUGAUUUACAAGAACUAGCUAAUUCAAAUCCUAAGGUUCAUAUCGUUAAACUUGAUGUUUCUGAUGAGAGUUCAUUUGAUCAAUUAGAUGAUCAAUUAAAAGAUAUUGCAGCAAAUGGUAUUGAUAUCUUAAUUUCAAAUGCUGGUGUUGCACAAUCUUAUAAAACUUUAUUAGAAACUCCAAAGGAAAAAUUCAUUCAUCACUAUAAUGUUAAUGCACUUGGUCCAAUAUUCUUGGUUAAAGCUCUUUACAAGUAUUUACAAAAAUCUCAAACUAAACAAAUUGCUUUCGUUUCAAGUUUAGCUGGUGUUAUUAAUGAUUUUUUCCCAUUUAGUACAUCUGCUUAUGGUCAAUCAAAAGCUGCUUUGAAUUAUACAGUUAAAGAAUUCAGUUUUGAAUUAGAAUCUGAAGGAUUCACUGUGGUUGCUUUACAUCCAGGUACUGUUUCUACUGAUUUAUUGAAAACUGCAUCUGCUUGGUAUGAAGAAAAUGUACCAGGUUUUGCUGAAGCUUUAAGUAAUUAUGAGACUUUAACUCCUGAAGAAAGUGCAAAAAGACAAAUUAAAAUUAUUAAUAAUUUAUCAAAAUAA
This is a messenger RNA of Hansenula ciferrii, 714 nucleotides long. Its product is annotated as SDR family oxidoreductase. The record is from RefSeq and is a predicted model, not a curated record. Gene Ontology annotation, molecular function: oxidoreductase activity, acting on the CH-OH group of donors, NAD or NADP as acceptor. Lineage: Eukaryota; Fungi; Ascomycota; Saccharomycetes; Phaffomycetales; Wickerhamomycetaceae. The coding region runs from base 1 to 714 and encodes 237 amino acids. The transcript has a single exon.